This is a messenger RNA of Stegodyphus dumicola, 1713 nucleotides long. It is a transcript of the gene tos, whose product is annotated as Exonuclease tos. Gene Ontology annotation, biological process: DNA recombination; mismatch repair. Gene Ontology annotation, cellular component: nucleus. Gene Ontology annotation, molecular function: DNA binding; 5'-3' DNA exonuclease activity; 5'-flap endonuclease activity. The record is from RefSeq and is a predicted model, not a curated record. NCBI's taxonomy places the organism in Eukaryota, Metazoa, Arthropoda, Arachnida, Araneae, Eresidae.
UGCCAGCUUGUAAUCCCGCCUUAUUUAAUGAUCAACUUAUAAUGGGUAUUACAGGUUUAUUACCGUUUUUGAAAAAUUCAUGUAGACCUGCAAAUAUACGUGAUUUUGCAGGUGCAACUGUAGCAGUUGAUGCUUACGGUUGGUUACAUAAAGGUGCAUUUUCUUGUGCUGAAAAACUUAUCAAGGGUGAAGAAACUGAUGGGUAUAUUUAUUACUGUAUGAAACAAAUAAAUAUGCUACUGGAGGCUGGUGUUACACCUAUUAUGGUUUUUGAUGGCUGCAAUCUUGCUUCUAAAGAAGUUACCGAGAAGAAACGGAAAGAGAAUCGUGAGAAAACUAGGCAGAGAGGUAAAGAAUUAUUAUGUGAAGGUAAAACUAGAGAAGCUCGAGAGUGCUUUCAACGAUGCGUAGAUGUAACUCCAGAAAUGGCUAGAAAAGUUAUUCAGGCAUGUAAGAAGAAAGGAAUUGACUGCAUUGUUGCUCCUUAUGAAGCUGAUGCUCAAUUAGCAUAUUUAGACAAAGCUGAAAUUGCACAGUUGAUAAUCACAGAAGAUUCUGAUUUAGUUCUCUUUGGCUGCACCAGAAUUCUUUUCAAGAUGGAUAGUGCUGGAGGUGGUCUGCUGUACGAAAAGGAGAAUCUCCCCAAAUCAUUUGGAGUUAAUGCUAUAAAAUUCAGCUUUGAGAAAUUUCGCUAUAUGUGUAUUUUGUCUGGCUGUGAUUAUUUGCCUUCAUUGCCUGGCAUAGGGCUGGCAAAAGCUUGUAAAUUUUUUAUGCUAACAAAUAAUACAGAUUUAUCAGUAGUAUUAUCCAAACUACCUAGCUAUUUAAAGAUGCCAAAGUUAGUUGUACCUGAUGAAUAUAAAGAAUCAUUUCUGAAAGCAAACAACACAUUUUUGUAUCAGUUGGUAUUUUGUCCUCAAAAGAAAUCAUUAGUUCCUCUAAAUCCAUAUCCUGAAGGUGUAGAUCCAAAUGACAUGGAAUAUGCUGGAAAAUAUUUACCUGAAGAUUUAGCCUAUCAGCUAGCUAUGGGAAACAUACAUGUCAAAACUUUUAAAGAAUUUGCUGAUUCUCAAAAUCCAAAUGAUGAGAAAAGUGCUGUUUGGGGAGCAAAAGAAAAUUCCGUGAAUGUUAAAUUGCCUCAGAAUAAAGUUGUGAAUGUGGCUUUCAAAUUUAAUUCUUCUAAAAUAAAAGCAGCUCCAAGUAAAAGAAAACACGACCAAAUAGCUACAGAUAAUGAAAGCCCUGUAAUUAAUGAGGAUGAUGAUAUUUUUGCUAUGUACGGUGGGGAUGUGCAGCAAAAAACUUUUAUUAACAGUAGCUCGGAUGAAGAACCUACAUCUGUUAAUAUGAAAAAAACAAAAGUAGAUGAUUCUUCACCUUUAAAUGCAGAAGAAAAUGUAUCCUCUAACAUUCUCACCAAUGUUUCAAACCGCCCAUUACAGAGGAUAGUAAGAAGCAGGUUUUUCGUUACUUCAGAUGAGCAAACUUAUGGGGAAAGUCGAGCAGAAUCUGAACUUAGUGAUCAGGAGAAGGAUAAAAUUCUUCAAGUUUCUAAUGAGCUUGAAUGUUGUACUUCAACUCCAGCAUUAAAUGAAACUACUGAAAAAGAAAGCCACACAGAUAUCAAAUUACUCAAUAAUCUCACUGUCUCUGAUGUAAAAGAUAAUAAAGAAAAUAUUAUCCACAGGUAAGAAAACUCGAACCAUUUUUUUA